This is a messenger RNA of Symbiodinium necroappetens, 351 nucleotides long. The record is from the annotation of a GenBank genome assembly. NCBI's taxonomy places the organism in Eukaryota, Dinophyceae, Suessiales, Symbiodiniaceae.
AUGGCAUUGUCCAGCUUUAAAGUUAGGGUCAUGCUAUUCGUUUUCGCUUCUCACUGGAUUCUGUCCUUUUUGGCCAAUGUGAGCGGGGCUGAUGCACAAAAGUGGCUCGAAAGCACUGGCGUGAGCCUUCUGCAAGAUCUUGUUUUGAAGCCCGCGCUUCUUGCAAGCGGGUAUGCUACGUUGUCAACUCUCGUUUUGUUUUGCAAUCCGCGUGUCAAAAAGCAGUGGAUACAUCCCGACGAAAUCGACGAAGUGGAGGCUAACUUUGUGGAUGCAAACGGUGAAGACGACCAAAAUACCCAUGACCGCCUCCCACAUGAAAUCAGAUCUGAGGAGUCCGACUCCAUGUAG